AUGUCAAUCUUUUUGGUACUCUCAAACGGCCCUGGUCUUUAUGGGAUAGUGGCUGCCGUCCUCCUUGGAGUGUUGGUCAGUUACAUUGUUUACCAACGUUUCUUCCACCCGUUGGCUUCAUACCCUGGACCCUUCUUAGCCUCUAUCACGGAUCUUUGGCAGCCGUAUCAUCUUACGGAACUGCAUGCAAAGUAUGGGCAAUUCGUUCCUUAUGGGCCUGAUAAGCUGAGUAUCACCGCGGAGGAAGCAGUGCCGCUCAUUUAUCAAAGAGGAGGCAAGAAUAUGCCAAAGACCGAAUUCUAUGACGCUUAUGGGGCAAAGAUUCCCAACGUGUUCGGCAUGAGAGACGAAAAUAUGCACGCGAUUCGCAGACGCCAUAUGUCGCAUAGUUUCUCCAUGUCUUACAUCAAGGGUAUGGAGCAAUAUCUAGACGAGAACAUGGCUAUCCUCUGUGACAAGGUCGCUGGAUUCGCCAAGACUGGCGAGGCUUUUGACCUCAAGAAAGCGCUUCAUUACUAUGUCAUCGAUGUGCUAGGCGAUCUUGCUUUCGGCCAGUCAUUCGGUAUACAGAUCACAGACGACGAAUCACGGGUGCCGUCUGUUGUCGAGCACAAUCUUCUCAGCGCCGUCACAGGGGCCUGGCCAGCCAUGACUAGCACCCUGCGCAAAUGGCUACCCGUCGUCCCACACCCAGGUCUUAAGGUUCUCUUCGAGGGCCGUGCUGACUGCGCUGCCCUUGCCUCGCAGUGCGUCCAGAGACGGCUGAAGGACCUAGAGGGGGUGGCCGAGGAUGCUAAAGACCAGCGGAAGGACAUUCUGACCAAUCUGAUCCUGGCAACUCACCCAGACACGGGCGAGCGGCUGGCACAGCAUGAUUUGGAGGCAGAAGCAUUUGGAUUCAUUAUUGCUGGAACCCACACGACGAGCGCAAGCACGACACUGCUCUUCCACCACCUCUUACAUGCCCCAGACAUCAUGUCCAAAUGUGUCGCGGAAAUCGACCAGAAUCUUGGACCGCUUGCCGGAGAUUCCGUUUACUCGGUUACCGAGGCAGAGACAUCAUUACCUUUCGUCCGCCAAUGCGUAAGGGAGUAUUUCCGCCUAACACCCGUCUUCACCAUGCCGCUGGCUAGACGGGUCAUGGCUCCCGAGGGCAUUGUCAUUGCAGGGCACCAUAUCAAACAAGGCACCUCUGUGGCCAUCUGCAACCACUCUUUCCACCACAACCCUCUGAUCUGGGGAAAAGACCACAACGUCUUUAACCCGGAUAGGUGGGAGGUGCCCGAAACAGCACUGCGGGCUCGCUAUCUGAUGCACUUUGGCUUGGGCGGCCGUCAAUGCGCCGGGAAAACGGUGGCCCAGACGAAUAUAUACAAGCUGGUGAGCACGUUGCUCAGCAGGUUUGAUUUUCAAUUGGCGGAUUCUGAGGAGCGAGAGCGGGCAGCUAGGGGAGAAUUCGUUGGGAAGCUUCCGGCAAUGAUCAGUAUAGGAAUAAGCGAUCUGGAGCAUCCGCUGAUGGUCAAAGCUCGA
Molecule: messenger RNA, 1530 nt
Organism: Clonostachys rhizophaga
Lineage: Eukaryota; Fungi; Ascomycota; Sordariomycetes; Hypocreales; Bionectriaceae
Source: the annotation of a GenBank genome assembly